AUACAAAUCGUACGAUUGCAAGGCUCGGUUCUCGGUGGUUUUGAAAGAUGGGAAAUAUGUCGUGGGGAGUUACGUCAUGACGCAUAGUCAUGAUUUUCACGUGGGCAACCCAUGGUUGUAUGCAGCGAACCGUCGUCUUUCUCAGGAGCAAGAGAGGGAAGUUCUGCGUUUGAUGGGUAGUUUCCAUAGUACCCCGGAUUUGCGUCAUUUUAUUUACUUGGAGUACGGAAAAAGGGUAACUCGUCUUGACCUGUAUAAUUUGCGGAUUC
Dicrocoelium dendriticum is the source of this 269-nucleotide messenger RNA. The record is from the annotation of a GenBank genome assembly. Lineage: Eukaryota; Metazoa; Platyhelminthes; Trematoda; Plagiorchiida; Dicrocoeliidae.